This is a messenger RNA of Hydractinia symbiolongicarpus, 1711 nucleotides long. RefSeq lists its product as uncharacterized. The coding region runs from base 1 to 1059 and encodes 352 amino acids. The record is from RefSeq and is a predicted model, not a curated record. Lineage: Eukaryota; Metazoa; Cnidaria; Hydrozoa; Anthoathecata; Hydractiniidae. The transcript is spliced from 2 exons.
AUGAAAGCUGAUCCAAUCGAAGUCAAAAUUACACACUUCAAGCAGCAAUUACCUGUUGAAAUGGAUAGGUUUUGGUCAUCCUCAGAAAACAAAAUGGGUCUCCAGCAAAUGUUCAUCAGUUGGAUGAUUGAGUGUUGUCGAUCAGAAAUUCCUGUUUUCCUUGGUGGUGCAAACACCGAUGAUAUAACAUCUUGUUUGAAGCUUUGCAAUGGGGAGAGAUCUGUUGUUCCAUCACUCAGCAAUGAUCACGAAGAAGCUGAUGAUCGCAUCAUGUACCAUGUUAGCCAGUCAAUCUCAGAAGAAAGAUUUGAGAAAGUUAUAGUUGCUUCUCCAGAUACUGAUGUUUUUGUAUGUUCUGUUUACCAUUUCAAGCGUUGGAUUUUCAAUGGUUUGAAUGAGUUGUGGGUAGUCAGCGGUAGGAGCGGUACAACAGUUGCAUUUCCUGUUCAUGACCUGGCAGAGAGGAUUGCUCCUGAAGUUAUAGAUAUCUUACCAGCUGUGCAUGCAUUAACAGGAUGCGACACAACAAGCAAAAUUGGAACAAAAACAGCAGCAUUAAAAGUUGCGUCUGGAAGUUGUUUUGGUGAACUAUCUUUCUUUGGUGUAUCUACUUUGAAUGAAGAAUUAGUCGACUUAGCACAACAUUUUAUGGUACAUUGUAUUUCAAAAGAUAAGGACGUUACAACAUUUGAUCAGUUACGAAACAAGAUCUAUUAUAAAAAAUCGCAACUGUUAGAUUUAGAGAAGCUUCCUCCCACAUCAUCGAGUGCAAUAUUACAUAUUAAACGUGCCUAUCUUCAAAUGUAUGUAUGGUUACAUGCCCCAUUUGUGAGAAGUAUUGACAUAGAUCCAACACAUUACGGCUACGUAUUGGAUGAAGAAGGUGAUUGCCUGAAGCCAAAAAUAACUGAAGAUGACGUUUUGCCUGAUGAUUUACCACAGCCUUGCAACUGUCUGAAAUGUGCUCGAGCUAAUGUCUGUAUAUGUCGAAUAAAUAACAUUAACUGUUGUCAAUAUUGUAACUGCAAACGCGAAGAGUGUCAAAACCCAUUCGGAUGAAAUUAGUAAAUCUCUAUAUCAUCAACGAACAAAGGCGCAUGAUAUUUUUGUUAUAAUAGUUUUUUAUAUAUAUAGUGUCGUUUUACUCUUAUCGUUUGAUCAAGAUUUUUUAUCAAGAGCCUGAAUAAAAUAAUUUACAAUACUCCAAAUUAUGAUCAGUAUUGAAAUUUUUAGUUUAGUAUGCUUCACUUAAAUGCUUCUAACUUUUGAACGGUACAUUUUCAGACCCAAGUUCUAAUGUGAUUAUUGAUCAGUAUUAAAUUUGUGAUCGAUUGAUAUAUAACAUGACCAUAUUUGGGAAAUUACGCCCUUAUGCAUUUUUUGCACCCUUCCGCCAUCUUUCUCGCCAAACGACCAUGAACCAAAAUGGGAAAGUAAGUUUUUUCUGACCUUUCCAUCAUGUACUUUCAGGAUUUGAAGUCAGACCUAGUGUACAUUGAAGUGCAUACUCAACCCCCCCAGGCUCCUAGAGUAUUAUGUACUAUGUUGAUUUUUAUCUUAAAGGGAUAAAAAUAAUCUUCAAACACAAUAUCAAUGCAUCGUUUAUUACGUACAUUGCUUUAAAACCAUCAAUUUUUGUAUAACUGUAACUUACAUACCUAAUUAUCAUGAUGCCAGUCCAUAAAAACUCCUAUGAGAAAUUUUAAAAGUA